AUGGGUCCUGCCGUGCAUAAUCAACUAUAUGAAUGUGGAUUAAAAACAAUGUAUCAAGAUAAAUUCUUGCUCGACAAGCAUGAAACUCAAUUAUUUCAAUCGUUAAACAAAUUUAUCAGUUUUAUAAACAAUGCUAAUCAGCCAAAUAGUACUAGAGAACAGAACACAAAAUUUUGUAAAUCCUCUUCGAACUUUUUACGCUUAAAGUUAUUAACAGUUUUGAGGCAGUGGUCCAACUGCUCUCAAAGUAGCUGUACAUUAGAGAGUAGGGACGUUUUGAUCCAAUGGUGGGUGACUCUCCUGAAUUUUCUGAACUCUGACACUUCGCUGCAUAUAGAUACCGCUCUUGAGUCGAGUUUAAGCAUAGAACUGACGUCCGUGUGUCUCGAAUGCGUCAGUAGAAUUGCAACUAUACUAAUAAUACUGCCCAUCCAUCCAUGGAGAGACAUGGAAAUAUAUUCACACCAUCUUUUAUUGACCAUUCAUUGCAUAACAAAUAAACUGGUUUUAAUUUCUAAGAACACUAAAAAACUUAAUCGUACAGACGGUGAUGAUAAGUUCUCUAUAAAUGACAAAAAAUUGCAAUAUUUCAGCAAAUAUUCUUCUUUACUUCGAGCAUUUAUUGGAAAAUUAAAUGCUUACGCAUUUUUUUAUUUACCAGAAGAGUUCCAUUUUGAUACGAUUUUGUUAUUAACCGUUUCUCCCCAGAUUUCUUCAAAUAUUCAAGCAUGUUUGUUCUCAUGGAAGAAGAGACAAUAUAAAUUCACUGACGAUCAGGAAAAAACUAUUCACACUGAAGCUUUUGAAGACAAAGAUACCAAAUUUUUCAAAAUUAUUGUUUCUUACAUCAAGAACGAUUUUGUACUCAUGUCCUUUUAUUGGCAUUAUUGGUAUAUCGUACUUCACUUCGUCAAUUUCUCCGAUUCAAAUUUUGAGAUUACAAAAUCGACAUUGGCAUCUAUACCAGGAUCAGAAAUUCUCUUGACGCAUGUAACAACUAGAUUUUUGAAUUCAGACUUGAAUAAAUUCAUGCGUAUUAUAAAACAAACGCCUAAUCCGAAAAAUGUAAAUGAUAAUGUAGCAGAGUCGCAUCCGAAUUUUAGAGCUUUGAAUAGUAAUAACGCUUUCAUCACAUCCGAAAGAAUUAAUGAUUACGUUUUCUCUAACUUUAAGACAAUAAAAUUAUGGGAAUGCCUAAGAAGUCUCUCGGGAUGCAUUUUUAUAGAGGCACAUUCCGGAUCGUUGGAAAAUAUGCUUUCCUUACAUGAGUCCUUAUUGAUGGAUUAUGUCUCGACUAUCUCAGCGUAUGAUUACGUCGCAGCCAACGUCAUUUACAAUAAGGUUUUCCAGUUUAUCAUUUUCCAAUUUGAAAGUUUACCCACUUUAAAAUUCAUUCAGUGGAACUCGUGGCACAAUGGGCUCUUGAGUAUGUUAAGGACUAAAAAUUUUAACUGUCAGACUGUUUCUCUAUUGUGUCUUUUCAAUAUUUGGAAACACGUUGCUCUUGAGGAACGCGAUAUAAUAGUUAAGACUCUUUUAAAUGAGUUUUGGUCAUCCUUAACCUUUGAUAAUGAGUUUCCUUUGAUUAGAAUAUUAUUUGUAAAGCUAUUGGUUUUCAAAAUCAUCCCAUUUGUUCAAGAUUCUGCUUCAUUACGAUUGCUACCACAUGAAAGGGUCAAGGAGUUAUAUGAAGAACUAUUAAUGGACAAGGAGAAAUUGACCGGAGAGCAAAAACAAAAUUUAAACUGUAUGGUUGUAGACAGGAAUAAUGCCCUCGUUUUCAAUGGUAAUUCUCGUUUAAUAAUGGUUCCUAGAAAACCCAAUGUAGAGGAUCAAUUAGUCUAUAAGAUAAAUCACGAUAAAAAUUUAACGAUGGAAAAGUUUCCCUCUGUUAGUUCGGUAGCCAAUACAAGACCUAAUAUUAUUUUAAAGAACGGAAAGUAUGCUUAUGACGUUUUAGAUGAAAUGGCAAGUAAAGCUGCCUUUUUGCUUGCAGAAAAGAAUACUCGAUUAAAUUCAAAAAAUAGUCAUAAUGAAGGAGAUCAGGACAACGAAGAUAAUGACGAAGAUAGUGGCACACGUAGAAAAAAGACAAGGGAAAGCAGUAGCUCUUUGUCAGCAACGCUGAAUUCUUGGUUUUCCAAAUUUUCUACUGGCUCCGAAGAAGCACAGAAGAGAAAAGAACAAGAGAGUGAAUUGGAUAACGACUUUGAGUAUGGUGAAGAUAUGGUCGAUUCCUCAGAGGAUGUACCAAAGAGGUCGUCUAGUAAUAUUGAGAAGCUAUUCAGGCAUGGUAAUAACUCAGGAUCAAUAGCGUCAUUUAAUUCAAGUGUCAAACUUGAUAAGAAAAGGGGGAAUAUAUUGAUAGGACCGCCAGAAUUAAGGUUUUCUAAUGACAUUAAGGAGCAAAAUAGCAUAACUACUAUAUUUAAAUUGGCGUUCAUUCAAACAAAUAGAAAGGUGGUAGAAAAAAUAGAUAUGGCGAACAUGAAAUGGGGAACUAUUCACGGAGGCAGUAAGUAUAUGAAACCUUUGCCUGUUCCAAAAGAAUUAAUUUUUGUCAAUCCAGCUAACAACGAUAAUGAGACGAGAAACUUCAUUACAUUAGAUGCUAAGGAUUUAGAUAUUGAACUACCGGUGCCUGAUUUUAGUAUAUUUGGCAAGUGUGUGGAAGUUAGGUGCGAAGUUCCAACAGUAGGUAACCCAAUUUUGGAAGACGUAAAAGAUAUUGGGGAGAAUGGGAUUUCAACUUGGAAGCAGAACCAGAGUAUGAGGUUAAAGACGAGGAUGCGAAAAAUCUGCGUUUUUAUUGAAACGUUUAAUGCUUCAGUGAAAGAAUAUUAUGAAUUUUCGAAUCGAUUAGAACAUGACAGUAUAUUUAUAGAUUAUGAAGUCAGGAAGCCCAGUAGUAAUCAUUCUAUCAACAUCAAAGUCUGA
Molecule: messenger RNA, 2937 nt
Organism: Saccharomyces mikatae IFO 1815
Lineage: Eukaryota; Fungi; Ascomycota; Saccharomycetes; Saccharomycetales; Saccharomycetaceae
Gene: AHK1
Product: Ahk1p
Exons: 1
Coding region: 1-2937 (978 amino acids)
Source: RefSeq, a predicted model, not a curated record